CACCUCUCGUCUUGUACUCGCUCCUCCAGCAAACGUCUAUCAACACCACACUCUUUUCACGCCUGGUCGCUGGCCACUUUCUGAAGGAUCUCCUGACAUCGCGAUCCCUCUGUGGCACGUCCCGACUUCUGUACAGCGGCGAGUGGCCAGUGCCUCCCCACCAAAUCACCUGUGUAAUUGGUGUAUGCGCGGGCAUCCUUAUUUGCACCUCACGUCUCCGCGAAGGUCUACUAUGCGCGUUUUCCCAUCUGGAAUUCCAGAUAACCCUGGGCAAUCAACCUAAGACUGCUACGGGAUGAGUACUUUCAAACAGGAGAACGGCGGCGCGUCCGUGGGUCGCGAGGCGGCCAGCGCGCAGGCGGCCAGCUCUGAUGCCGCAAGGUCCGCUCGAAAGAGGACAAAGACGGGUUGUCUCACGUGUCGAAAACGCAGAAUCAAGUGCGACGAAGGAAAACCUGUAUGCAAGAAUUGCAUGAAAUCUAAACGGCAGUGUGAGGGUUACAACCAACGGGUUGUCUUCAAGCCUGCUGAUUUCCAAUACUUACCUCAUGGCGGAGCGACCAUAACUUUUGACGCUGGACUCACGGGAAUUCCUAAUGAGCAUGGCCACCAUGGAGCAUAUCCUCCACACUCUGGCUCGCAGCCGCGCUCGCUGUCUGUCGCUUCCCAGAUGUCACAGCAGUAUGGAGCCGCUGGAGAUAUGUUGGAUCAGCAACAAUCUCCAUCAAUAACUCAGCAUCAUGGUUUUGACCCAAUGGUACAUGGCAUGCCACAACAACCAACCCGAUUCGAACGGUCACCCGAACUUGCUGGAGCACCAUUUCUUGACAGGAGCUCGUCAUUUUCUCAGGGCGUUCCAGUGGAUAGUGGUCCACCAAACCCAACACUGUACCAAUCUAUCCCGGAGGCUUCACCUUACAUGGAACAAUACUCCACUACGGGCUGGCAGCAAGAUGGACAGGGCCAUUUCACACCAGUUCUUUGGUCUAAUGCAUAUGUCACAGAUGAUCAGCAGCCAAUAGGUGUUCCGCAUCAAUGGCACGGGGAAGGUUUCAUCAGUCCCAACAUACCAGAAGCAACGCCAACCCCACCAGGUGGUCUACCCUAUGGAUAUGGUGGAAAUCCAGAACGAUCACAGCCUGUGAAUCAUCAAUCACAACCUCAGAAUAUACCGACAAUGACUAAUAAUGCUCCUCUGCAAACACAGCUGGGACGCAGUGGUGUUCUGGAUGAGGCAGCCAUCGAAGUCCACGACGAGGAUUACUACGAUGUGGACACAGAGGAUGAAAUGUAUGAUAUGGACACCGAUUUCGACGCUCAGAACAUCCACGGAUCGAAAGGACGCAAUUACGGUCAAUAUGGACUCAGUGGGGCCAGGAUGGAUUCUCGACAUUUCGACACCUUUGUUUUCAGCGGCGCCAUGGAUAGCUACCGGCCUGAGCAUGUUGCUAACCCGUUGAAGAACCCAGCCACGGCGAGAGUAUUUGCCCACUUCCUCCAGGAAACUGCUGCAGUCUUGACUACCUCAGCAAGGCAAAUCUGGCGACUAAACUCCUCCGCUAACAGCAAGAGUAUGCCUAUGGUACGGAAGUGCAUCUGGACGCAUACUUUGCCUAUGGCAGCACUGCACCACCAGGGCCUUUUACAGUCAAUGCUCGCAAUUUCGAGUCUACAAAUAGCUAAAAUCCAGGGUGCUUCUGAGACACCCUCGCUCAAGCACUACGCAUAUGCGCUAAAGAGAAUUCACAAUUGCGUUGGCAAUCCGAAGAAACGAUUAUCAGUGCCCGUCUUUGCGGCGUCGUUAUUGCUUGGCUACUACGAAUGCAUGGCAGCAAAUCACGCGAAUUGGCAAAGUCAUUUGAAUGGUGCUCGACAACUGGUGGUGGAAAUGGACUUUGCCGGAAUGACCAAGACUUUCAAGCAGUUGAAGUCUGAUAAAGCGAGACAAGAUCAGCAGAUGCCACGAUUUUCAGCCACGGGUAUCCCACAGAUCUCGCCAGAUCAAUCACCACAGGACAUACUACUGGAUCAGAUGUACGAGGCUGACGAAAACAUCGUUGGUGGAAUAUGCGGUACUGCAGUCAGCUAUGACAGAUAUGGCCACAUAGGCGAAGCAAUGCCUUCUCCACAGCCGUUCAAUCUGGAGACGUACGACACUUUGAAGGACUUGUAUUGGUGGUAUUGCAAGCAAGAUGCUUAUCACAGCUUGAUCAGCACUGACCCUCUCAUGAUGGACUACAGUCGAUAUACCGACUGUCCACCUCGAGCACCGCUGGGCAAGGCCGAUGCUCCUUACGGCUCAUUUGACCACGUAGUGCUGCUACUCGCACGCAUCGCAGAUUUUGCUGUCAAGGACAGGAAGAGAAAGCUGAAGGUGGAGAAAUCAAGUAUGGGUUCACCGCUCGACAGCGGAAGACGCACGUCCAGUGCAUCGAACAACGCAUCAGCCACACCACCACCAAACAUGUUCAAAUCAAGAGGAGCCUCUCAUUCGCCAGCAAGCACAGCCUCACACGCCUAUGACAGCAUCGAUCUCAACAUCGCAACCGCAAACGCCGUCCAAGAAUGGAACAGUAUAAAAGCCGCCCUAGACUUCGUAGCCGCAAGUCUAGGCCCCUACUUCCAACCCCUAGAUGCCGAAUAUCAACCUCCCCUCCCCACACCCUUCGGCCCCGCCCUCCUCUACCGCUCCUGGGACAUCAGCGUAUUCUGGACAUGCUACAACAUGGCCAUGAUAGCCGCCCUCCGUAACCACCCACACAUGCCCCCAGCCGCCCAUGUCGCGGCAGCCGCAGCAGCAGAGUCCACAAAACCGUACGCCUACUCCAUCGGCCGCAUAGCCGCUGGCAUCCAACCACCUCCCGAAGACCGUGCGCUCGACCCCAAAAUGGGCGCCGCGAUGAUCGAUAUGAUCAUCCCGCUCUUCUUCGCCGGCAUACAAUACACAGAUGCAUCUCAUCGAGCCUGGCUAGUCGAGCGGCUUUUCGAAACAAACAGACGCAGUGGAUGGGCUACCGCCAGUAUCAUCGCUGAAGGAUGUCAGAGCGGCUGGAUCCGUGCUGCAGAGGCUGGAAGGGGACCUCCUCACGUUCGCGUGCGUAAAGCCACUUUCUCCGAUUUCAGAAUCGGACGAUAUGGCGAUAGUCAGGUGGAAGCCAACCGACAACGAUUAUCUGAAUUGGACGCCGAGAACGACAGGAAAUUCGUAAGGACAAAAGCUAGUGCUAGAGUGCAUUGGGCUAUUGGACUUAUGGGCACCGAGGAAGAUGUUCCUGAAGAAUCGGAUUGAGAGAAACAUCUUGACGACAGCAUCAUUCCUUUUAUGUUCUUUGGAGAUGGACGAUGACAAAAAGAGAAGGAUGUUGGAGAGCUUUUUCAUCUUUGCAUUUUCACAAACUUCAAACUUCAACAGGAUUUUAGCAAGUUGCAUUUUCUUCUUCCUUUUUCUUACGAAGCUUUAAAUACAUUCAUGUGGCUACGUUGCCAGUUUCCCCACUCAAGC
Molecule: messenger RNA, 3502 nt
Organism: Aureobasidium pullulans EXF-150
Lineage: Eukaryota; Fungi; Ascomycota; Dothideomycetes; Dothideales; Saccotheciaceae
Exons: 2
Coding region: 296-3289 (997 amino acids)
Biological process (GO): positive regulation of transcription by RNA polymerase II
Cellular component (GO): nucleus
Molecular function (GO): transcription cis-regulatory region binding; zinc ion binding; DNA-binding transcription factor activity, RNA polymerase II-specific
Source: RefSeq, a predicted model, not a curated record